Messenger RNA from Wasmannia auropunctata (little fire ant), 995 nucleotides. RefSeq lists its product as uncharacterized. The transcript has 5 exons. Lineage: Eukaryota; Metazoa; Arthropoda; Insecta; Hymenoptera; Formicidae. The coding region runs from base 1 to 639 and encodes 212 amino acids. The record is from RefSeq and is a predicted model, not a curated record.
AUGAAAGAGCGAAAGGAGGUUGAAGGCAUAGAUAGAGAUAAGAAGCCUAAGACCGUUCUUGUGCGAGAAACAGAAUCGGGAAGAAUAUGGUUCUCCAGGGUGGUGAACGCGAGAAGAGCACGUGCGUGUGUCACAGAAGCUUCUUUUUAUUCUUUGGCGCAGCAUUUCGCAGUCGCGCUAUUCGAAUGCCACGAAGCAGAUGAUUUUGCGCCCGCUAAAAGUCUCAUGAACAUGUGCUUCACUUUCUAUCAUGAAGUGGAAGUUCCUGGGUUAGAGCCCUACCGUGAAUAUUUGUACACGCAUUUGCGCGUUCAGCCAAUAUGGACGUCCAUGAGAUUUUGGACGGCUGCUUUCUUUGACGCAGUACAAUGUGAGCGAGCGUCAAGGCCGGUACCGCCUCGACCGAAAUCCCUAGAUCAGGAAAGCAUCGCUGCCGAAGAUAGAAAGUUUCAAGCAAACAUCGUCUUCGGACAGUUAGGGACUUUUACUUGUAACAUGCAUGCUUUCGGCCUGUCACGAACUUUAUGUAUAGAGUUCCUCCGGAAACAAUGUAUUAUCGCGAAUUUAACUAAAGAACAAGAGAAGAUGCUGCGAGAUAACAUCGAUCGGAUGUUCGAUGAGACCGAGCCAUGGCGGUAGUUUAACUUGAGUGAAGAGUGAAAGAUCGAAUUUGAAAAACAUUUUAGAGAAACAUUUUGCAAUGUUUCUUCUUGGAAAUAUUUUUGACGAAAUUGAAUUGUCUUCGAACGCCGAGAGCGAUGAAGUCAAUUAUGAAAAUAAUCUUGUUAAUAUCGUUGACAAAGCGACAUUUGUUAAACUUUUCACGGUAUUCGACGCUGGACACGUCAAUUCCUAAGAUGAAAACUCCUAAGAUGCACAGAUUGGCACCUUAAGGGGUCUCACCACCCCUGAUCGAGGCCUUAAAAUAAUACCUAAGUUUAGGAUUUUUUGUGGGUAAAUAGAUAACUUUUUUUAAAAGCUGUUUAGAGGAUAUU